AUGGCGAGCAGCAAUCAGCAUGUUUUGGUCUUUGGAGCAACGGGAAGAAUCGGCCAGCUGGUCGUCAACAAGUGCCUUGAAGCAGGACACCAGGUCACCGGCGUGACCCGCAACCCUGAAGCUGCUAUGAAGAAGCAACCGAAGAUCAAGUGGAUCAAGGCAGAUGCUUUGGACCCCAAGACCUAUGAGGACGCGCUGGUCGGGCAGGACGUGGUGUUUGGAUGUACAGGAUCCGACGGGAUCAAAGAGAAGACGGUCAUAUUCUCACAGGGGUACGCGCGCAUUAUAGAGGCGAUGGAGAGAAAAGGGGUCAAGAGGCUGAUCGCAAUCACCUCUUGCCACGACCACCCCAACGCCGGUUGGUUUUUCCGAAGGUUUGUGAAGCCAUGCAUCCUCAACAACAUCUAUGCAGACAUCGAGGUGUUUGAGACGUGGCUUCGAAAAGAAUACAGGGGCACUGUGGACUUCACGAUCCUCCGCCCGUUCGAGUUCAAGAAAGGGAAGGGCGGCAAAUACGUCAUGGCGGAGUCCUACACCGCAGAGUCGACAGGCUGGAAUUACAAGUCCAUAGACGUGGAUGUUGCAGAUGCCAUGUACGAGGUUUUCAAAAAGAACUUGUACCUGAAGAAGUAUGUGGACGUCGGCAACAAGAAGGGCUAA
This is a messenger RNA of Guillardia theta CCMP2712, 660 nucleotides long. RefSeq lists its product as hypothetical. The coding region runs from base 1 to 660 and encodes 219 amino acids. The record is from RefSeq and is a predicted model, not a curated record. The transcript has a single exon. Lineage: Eukaryota; Cryptophyceae; Pyrenomonadales; Geminigeraceae.